AUUUUUAACCGUCCUGCUUUUCUGUAGGAUUACGGAUUUUUUUAUUUUUAUUUGAAUUGUUUUAUUAUUGAAUUGUUUUAUGAAGGUAAAGAAUAAACUUUCACUUUUCCAUAGUCUACGCGACUAUCGGUAGUGACGUCAGCUCAUGAAAUUUGUAACACACGGUGGCAAGAUGGCUACGGAACCAAAUAAGACCGAAAUCCUGACGAUUUUCAAAAGAUUACGAUCAGUUCCCACGAACAAGGUUUGUUUCGACUGUGCAGCCAAAAACCCGAGCUGGGCCAGCAUCUCGUAUGGCGUUUUCCUGUGCAUCGACUGCUCCGGCAUCCAUCGCUCACUGGGAGUCCAUCUCAGCUUCAUCAGAUCCACAGAAUUAGACUCCAACUGGAACUGGUUUCAGCUCAGAUGUAUGCAGGUUGGAGGGAAUGCCAACGCAACGGCCUUCUUCCGUCAGCAUGGCUGCUCCACCAACGACACUAACAGCAAGUACAACAGCCGUGCUGCCCAGAUGUACAGGGAGAAGAUUCGGCAGCUGGCAAAUGCAGCAUUGUCCAAAUAUGGCACUCAGCUGUGGAUCGAUUCUUCUGCAGGAGGACCAUCUGCUGCCCCUGAGAAGAAGGACGAUGACUUUUUUGCUGAGCAUUCAAAGUCUGCUAAUGAGUGGAACAUAGCGCCCCCUUCAGAGCAGAAUGGAGCCUCGGUGUCCUCACAGCUGACGGAUACAACGCCUAAAGCCCAGGAUGACGGCCAACCGGAGGAAGGACCCAGCAUCGAUUGUCUGAGCACGUCGCCCCAGGCCUCCAUUGAGGACUCCAUGCGUUUGUCACCACAGAGCGGCCGGACACCUUCAGAUGUGAAGCCUUCCAUCAUUGGGAAAAAGAAGCCCAUGGCUGCUAAAAAAGGGCUUGGUGCAAAGAAAGGUCUCGGUGCACAGAAGGUGAGCAGUAAAAGCUUCUCGGAGGUAGAGAAGCAGGCUCAGGUGGCUGAGAAGCUGAAAGAGGAGCAGGCCACAGAGGCUAAGAAACCAGCAGAGGAGUCCAUAGUGGCCUCCAUGCGACUGGCCUACAAGGAGCUGGAGAUAGACAGGAAGAUGGAGGAAAAGAAGCUCCAGAACCUGGAAGGAAAGAAGAGGGAGCAGGCUGAGAGGCUGGGAAUGGGCUUCGGCAGCAGGAGUGUUGUAUCUCACUCAGUGAUGUCAGAGAUGCAGGUGAUCGAGCAGGAAACACCUGUGGGAGCCAGGUCUUCCUCCCGCUCCAGGCUGGACAUGUUCGAUGAGCCAGGAUUCACUUCUGGACCACCAAAGUACAAGGACAACCCGUUCACAGUUGGAGACACCUUUGGUUCCCUUUGGGACGCUGAUGGGGGAACCGCCUCUUUUACCACCUCCUGGGCUCUGGAGAAGGACGAGCCCAAAGAGGAGGUCACCAUUUCCAGUAUCCAGCCAAUCGGAGAGAGGCUUCCUAGCAGGAGGAAAGCUGAGGUGUCCUCCCCAGUCUCUGAGUCCAGCGAGGCCAGGCAGAAGUUUGCCAACGCGAAGGCCAUCUCCUCAGACAUGUUCUUUGGUCGGGAAAGCAACGCUGAGUAUGAGGCGAAGACGAAGCUGGAGAGUCUGUCCGGCAGCAGCUCCAUCAGCUCAGCCGACCUGUUUGGAGACGGCAGCGACCAUAAAGGCAGGGCGUCGGGCUUCGACAGCGUCCUCCCCUCCGGCCCGGACAUCGCACAGUUCAAGCAGGGAGUGAAAACCGUCGCAGGAAAGAUGGCUGUCCUCGCCAACGGUGUGAUGAACACGAUCCAGGAUCGUUACGGAUCAUACUGAGUACUCAUGGGAAAAACUGACGCCUGUGGAACAAACCAGCCUCCUGACUGACGUGUGCAUUUGGACAGAGGAGACGGGGGAAGAUUUGCAUGGAAAGACGGCGUCCCUGUUGCCUCUCCUCCUCUAGAGACAGUAUUCCCAUCCCUCAUUAGCAGAAUCUGGAGUUUUAUUUUCAUAAACCAUCAGAAAUGUCAGAUCUUUUCUAAAAUAACUGCUGCUCCUGUCCACAACCUGCUGGUCUUAGAUUUUCAACAUGAGUUCUUUAUUUAGAAAUCAAUGUGUUGAUUUUGAUUGAUAACAUUUAAAGUUUUAUUGUGAUGUUUCAUUUUCAGUUCAACAGAAUCCAUCCUGGUUUAAAGCUGCUGACUUUCAGUAGUUUGGUUGUUUUUCUUCUACAUGAAGCACUGAUUUCAGACCAGCCCUGAGCUGAAGGUCCAGCAUCUCUACUCAGACUGAUUCCUGACCUCUGCUCUGCUGAGCUUUUAUUAAAACGGUUAAACAGGGAGCUUAGAUCCAACAAUGGUUUGUGCCUCGAUCAGAGGCAUGCUGCCUCAGCAUGGAGACAUGAGCUGGAGACAUGCUGCCUCCAGCUCAUGGAUCAAGGUUCUGACUAUGCAUCCUCACUUUACAAGCAGGUGUUACUGUCUGAACCUCAGACCCUGUUUCUACAGCUUCUCAUACAAUAUGUUCUUGAUUGAUUUCAGGAUGUGAAUUCAGACCUGUUCAGUAUACUCCCCACAGCUCCAUGGUCUGAGCAGACUUGACUUUCAGCAGAUGUUUGUCAUUUUCUUUGCCACGUCCCGACCUGAGAGUCUCCAAUCACAUGUGGACUGAAAGGAUCAGACUAUUUAUUUGUAGACUACAAAGAACCGUAUUCAGUAUGACAAUAAAGAUGAAAAACCUUCA
This is a messenger RNA of Girardinichthys multiradiatus, 2722 nucleotides long. RefSeq names its product ADP-ribosylation factor GTPase activating protein 2 (gene arfgap2). Gene Ontology annotation, biological process: COPI coating of Golgi vesicle. Gene Ontology annotation, molecular function: GTPase activator activity. Lineage: Eukaryota; Metazoa; Chordata; Actinopteri; Cyprinodontiformes; Goodeidae. The transcript has 17 exons. The coding region runs from base 146 to 1816 and encodes 556 amino acids. The record is from RefSeq and is a predicted model, not a curated record.